This is a messenger RNA of Thelazia callipaeda (thelaziosis nematode), 1806 nucleotides long. The record is from the annotation of a GenBank genome assembly. Lineage: Eukaryota; Metazoa; Nematoda; Chromadorea; Rhabditida; Thelaziidae.
AUGGAAGUGGAAAGGCAGUCAUCAAGUGGAGAUGCAUCAAUAGAUGGUAGUACUGCUAGUUUGACAAGAAUGCAACAAAGAGAACAAGAAUGUGCAAGUGUUGUUGAAUCGCUGAUUCUAAAGCUUGAAAAAAUGUCUGAUUCUUCUACAGUAUCUCCUGACAACUCUAAUUCUUCAUCUUCUACAACAGCUCAGCAUACUGAUGGUGAACAUUAUCACAGUCACUCUCAACAAGUUCACAAUCAUAAGCUAAAUUUUUCGCAAAAAGAGGGCAACUAUGUUCAAAAUAUUCAACAAAUAUUAUCAUUAAAUGAAGAGACAUCAGAUUGUAAUAAUGAUUCUACAAAAGUGACAAGUAAUGAAAUAAUGACAAAUGAUAAUUCAGUGAUUACAGAUGAUUUCAAUAUCUAUUUGGAUGACAAAUAUGCAAAUUGUGAUGAAUGUAAAACAAAUUUGCAAGUUAUUGAUAAUAAGGUAGUCAAGAAUAAUAGUAAUGAGGAAGGUAUGAUGGGAUUGAAUCAACAAAAUACGAGUAUUAUAGAUACAAAACAUCUAAAUCAUAUUCAGGUUUUAGAAGCAAGUAAUGCCGAACUUACACUUCAGAAUAAAAAUGAUAACAACAGUAAAGCAAUGAUGACGAAUACAACGGAUGACUUGGUCGAUAAGGAAAUUUUUGCCACAGAUAAUAUUCGCAUUGAUUCUUUUAAUGGUAAUGAUAAUGAUAAUAUGAGUGCAUUACGGAAUGUUGAUCAAGACGAGUUCAGAUUGAAGAUUAAAAACGAAAAUGAAAAGGAGAAGGCAGAAGUAUUCAUGGAUUCUAAAUAUAUUUCUGAAUCUCAAAAAGUUAUCCCUGAAUCAUUUGAAGAAAACAUGUGCAAGCAGAAGCAACAGCAUUGUUUAUUGAAUGAGCAUUUGAGAUCAACUGAAAAUUUGUCAACACUGAAUGAAAUAGUGGAAGAUAAGUUGACAGUUUCCAAGAGAUUUAGUGAAGAAUUGAGUAUUGUGAAGAAUAAAGAUGAAGCAGUUAAUCAAGACGAAGAGUUAUCUCUUGAUUGGCAGCAAAAUUUUUUAAAUGAAUCACAAUUAUUCCGUUACGACAAUUCAUCAGUUGCUGAAUUUGAGGUUUCAAAUGAUUCAGAAGCAAUGAAAGAUUGUGAACAUAGCAUAAAUGGUGAAAUGACAGCCCAAAUGAAAAGUAAAUUUUAUGGAGUUAUUACUGGGCUUUGGAAGCAUACAGGAUUCAGUAAAAAACGUCAGGGAAAUUGUGAACAAGCAGCACAGAAUGUUUCACUAGAAUCUACAGAUAUAUUAUCAAAUGAUGUAUGUGAUAAGAAUUCAAUGUUGCGCCUGCAAUCUUCUCAAUUAUUUCCUUCCAAUUCUGUUUCAUCUUGUGAAACUGGUACAGAUUCAUUGGUUAAAUGUGUAGAUUCUCACGUUGAAUCUAGUGAUACUGUCUUAUUUCAUGAAGAUUCUACGUUCGAUACUGCACCUUCGAGUACUUCCACAGCUGGCGAUAAUUUGUUAUUAAAUUCAGUUAAUGAUAAAACUGAUAUAAGUACGACAGAAGUUUUAAACGUACUAUCACCUGAUUGUUCAUAUAUUCCUGAAGAAGCAAACAAAAAUUCAGACGAUUCAUGGGAAAGAUCAGAAUUUUUGAAAAAAAGCAGAAAGAUGAAGACAGAAUCAACAAAUUUGUUUGCUUUCGGUCAUAAGGUAAUUAAUUAUGCAAAUCUUUGUUAUUGUUGUGUUGAACUUUUCAACUUUAUCACUUCUAUGCUUGAUAUCUUAAGCACAUUAAUAGUGUGA